Medicago truncatula (barrel medic) is the source of this 1653-nucleotide messenger RNA. RefSeq lists its product as uncharacterized. The record is from RefSeq and is a predicted model, not a curated record. The transcript has 4 exons. Gene Ontology annotation, molecular function: nucleic acid binding. Bases 1 to 1653 code for a protein of 550 amino acids. NCBI's taxonomy places the organism in Eukaryota, Viridiplantae, Streptophyta, Magnoliopsida, Fabales, Fabaceae.
AUGUCUAUCCUUUUUGGUGGCUUUAGCGGUAGAGGACGUGGUAAGGAAAUAUCUGGUUCGCUCUUCAAACUCUCACGAUUGAAUCUUAUACUUUUGCAUAUCGUGGUGGGCGAUUUUUGUGGUGUUGGUGUUGGUUCUGGUAGUGAAACUAGUGGUGGUUUGCCGUCACAACACGUUAUGGAUGCAAAUAUUGACAUAAAUGUUCCGUUAGUUGCAAUAGAUUUAAAUUUUCCUUUUUUCAACUAUGAGGCAAAUUCUCCAAAUUCACUAGACUUGAAUGAACCACCUCUUAAUGAAGAUGAUGUUCCUCUAUUUCUAUCUAGUGAUCCAACUGAAGAAGAAUAUACACAGUCGGAUGAAGAGUUUGAAGACUUUCUCAAUAACCAGUGGGAUGUGGAACAAGAAAACUCAAUUGAUGGUGAUGCUAUUGAUAAUCAUGAGGAAGCUAAUGAGGACCUGCCACUACCACAAGUGGUUACUAUCAAUAAGAGAGGAAAAAACAUGUCCAACGAUACAAGAAGAGACAUAUAUGAGAUGUUAUUGAAAAAGAGUGUUGAUGGGAAGUUGGGCAGAAAUGCAACACGAGAGGUGUCAUCACAUUUUUCGGUUCCUAUAUUAUCCGUUCAACGCAUUUGGAAACGAGCAAAAGAUUGUGGUGCUCAUGUUGAUGUAUCCCACAAAAUGUCAAGAGGUGGUCGAAAGAGAGUAGAAAUUGAUUUGGAAAAAAUUCGUGAUGUGCCGUUGCAUAAAAGGACAACGAUUGAAUCUUUAGCACAUGUCUUAGAUGUCAAAAAGACUACGUUUUUUCGGCUAAUAAAGUCCGGGAAAAUACGGAAGCAUUCAAAUGCUAUAAAGCCUUUCUUGAAGGAAGAAAACAAAAGAGCAAGAUUACAAUUUUGCAUUAAAAUGAUUGAUGCCAAUAGCAUACCAAACAAUCCAACUUUUGUGGAAAUGUACAACAUUAUUCAUAUUGAUGAGAAGUGGUUCUCUAUGACAAAAAAAAAUGAGAACUAUUACUUGUUGCAAGAUGAAGAUGAUCCGAUACGUAGUUGUGUUAGUAAAAUUUUUCUCCCAAAGGUCAUGUUUUUGGCUGCCGUAGCUCGCCCAAGAUUUGAUUCACAUAGAAAUGUAACAUUCGAUGGAAAAAUUGGCGUCUUUCCUUUUGUCAUAAGAGAGCCUGCUAAAAGGACUAGUGUUAAUAGAGUGGCUGAUAUUGGAAAUCCGAUUUUUAUUCAACAAGACAACGCUAGGACACAUAUUGAUAUCGAUGAUGAAGAAUUUUGUGAAGCUGCUAAGAAAAAUAGAUUUGAUAUUCGUUUAAUGUGUCAGCCUCCGAAUUCGCCUGAAUUAAAUGUUCUUGAUCUAGGAUUUUUUCGUGCUAUUCAGUCCUUACAACAAAAAAAGGUAUCUCAAACUAUUGAUGAACUUGUUAAUGCCGUGGAGAUGUCGUUUGAUGAAUUUUCACCGAUUAAGUCAAAUCAUAUAUUCUUGACUUUACAAAUGUGCAUGGAUGAGAUCAUGAAAGCAAAAGGAUCAAACAGGUUUAGAAUUUCACACAUGAAAAAGAAGGUGUUGGAAAGACAAGGACAACUACCAACAAAUGUCAGUUGUGAUUUUAAUUUGGUGCAAGAGGUUCUCAAUUUCUUAAACUAG